Rhinocladiella mackenziei CBS 650.93 is the source of this 1059-nucleotide messenger RNA. RefSeq lists its product as uncharacterized. The coding region runs from base 1 to 1059 and encodes 352 amino acids. The record is from RefSeq and is a predicted model, not a curated record. NCBI's taxonomy places the organism in Eukaryota, Fungi, Ascomycota, Eurotiomycetes, Chaetothyriales, Herpotrichiellaceae. The transcript has 3 exons.
AUGUACAAUCUGGUAAAUGAGGGCGCAGAUUCUAUAACAGGCCAAUCCGUGGUUAGAAGACAGGCAUUCAAAUUUGGAGAUGGAUUGGGAGAACAAAGGAGGACUGGCUUGGAUAAUGACUUGAUUCAGAUCAAUGUUCAUCGGAUCGAACAUGGGAAUCGAAUUCGAGACCUACAGCAAGGCCUUGGGCUUGUCGAUAUCAACGGUACCAAUGCUGAUGGAUUGCGCUUGACAAUCAGUAGCCUUCUCGAGCCAGGCUUGCACGCGAGACGAUUCAAGUACCAACUUCUCGAUCCUGUUGAUCCGCCUUACGCGGCAUUUCGAUUUUUCUAUCGUCCAUACAAAUUCCUUGAAGACCAAAGAAUCGUGCGCCUACGAGAGCCCAUUUCGCCUUGCAGCUCAGUAUCUUCGAUCGUCUCACAAAGUUCAUUCAAUGAGUCAACUCAUGUUCCGGUAGAAGAAAGACCAGAAGGUAUCAAGGAAAUAGAGAAUCCACUGCCAAACUCUCCCAAGCGAGAGGAAGGAUCUCUGUCCCCCGACACAGCUCGAGGCGCGGAGUCUUCAAGAGAAGGGCGGGUGACGAACGCGAUCAAGGCAUCCGACAGCUUUACGCAUAUGCCAUCAAGUGAUUCAGACGACUCUCUUAGUGCUAGGAUCAAAGACAGCGUUGAAGACUUGCGAUCCGCUGUUCCCCGAUCUCCCAAGUCUUCCCAUUCCCUGAAAGACUCAACGGAGGGAGGUUGCAAAAUUGACAUAGAGGACACACUAUCGCCAACUCCGUCAUCAAAAUCUGCUCGCCAACAUCUCAAGAAGAAGCUUACUGUCGACACCCAUGGGGUCGAUUUUGAUCUUGGAAGGAAGAAACGGCCAUUGAGCUCAUUCAACAGCGCAGGAGUAUUUAGGAAAGCGAUGAUACCUCAGACAGCGCCAGCAGCAGUGACUGAAUUUGGGCCUACGAUGGAGAACAAGGUUGCUUUGCGUACAACGAGUGCGGAGCGUGAUUGGAAGAAGCCGACGGGGUUUCUUGGGAGAAGAAUUGCAAGCAAAAAGACUGCCUGA